Chara braunii is the source of this 1512-nucleotide messenger RNA. NCBI's taxonomy places the organism in Eukaryota, Viridiplantae, Streptophyta, Charophyceae, Charales, Characeae. The record is from the annotation of a GenBank genome assembly.
GCCGCGGCCCAUCCAGCACCGUAUUGAGAUAGAGCCUGGCAGUAGAACUCCUAAGGGUGCUGUAUAUAGGAUGUCCCCGCGGGAGUUAGAGGAGCUACGGAAGCAAUUGGACGAGCUCCUCGAAAAGGGUUGGAUUAGGCCCAGUUCGUCUCCUUUUGGAGCCCCUGUUCUCUUUGCACCUAAGAAAGAGGGAGAGUUGAGGAUGUGUAUAGACUAUAGGGGUCUGAAUGCUAUUACAGUAAAGAAUGAUGAGCCACUGCCUAAGAUAGACGAUCUCUUAGAUCGAGUGCAAGGGGCCAAGUACUUCUCUAAGAUAGACUUAAAGUCCGGAUACCAUCAGAUAGAGGUACAUCCUGAUGAUCAGUACAAGACAGCCUUCUGGACUAGGUACGGGCACUAUGAGUUUAUAGUGAUGCCCUUUGGACUAACCAAUGCGCCAGCUACGUUCCAGCGUUGUAUGAACGAUUUGUUUAGACCAUGGUUAGAUAGAUUUGUUGUAGUGUACCUAGAUGACAUUCUAGUGUUUAGUAAGACCCUCCACGAGCAUCAGGGUCAUCUCAGGCAGGUCUUGGAGAAGCUGAGAGAAGCUAACUUCAAGAUCAAUGCGAAGAAGUGCGAUUGGGCGAAGACCCAAGUUUUGUAUCUAGGCCACGUCUUAGACGGAGACGGCGUUAAGCCAAAAGAUAGCAAGAUCGCAGCGAUCAGAGAUUGGCCCAUGCCACGUACGCUGACAGAGUUGCGCUCGUUCCUGGGCUUAGCAAAUUACUACAGGAAGUUCGUGAGAAACUUCUCCACCAUCGCUGCGCCCCUUCGCAGAUUGCUAAGAAAAGAGACAAUCUGGAAGUGGGACAAGGACUGCACGUCUGCCAUGAAGAAGCUAAAGCAGGCGUUGAUAGAGUACCCGGUCCUUAAGGUCGCCAAUCCGUCCUUGCCUUUUGUCGUUAUUACGGAUGCUAGCCAGUACGGCAUAGGCGCAGUGUUACAGCAAGACGAUGGCAAUGGCUAUAGACCCGUAGAGUUCAUGUCCGCUAGAUUGCCUUUAGAGAAGGUCGCGACAUCUACCUACGAGAGGGAACUCUACGCUCUCAGGCAAGCCUUAGACCACUGGAAGCACUACUUGCUUGGGAGGCACUUCAAAGUCUAUUCGGACCAUGAAACGUUACGAUGGUUAAAGACGCAGGCCAAGAUGACAUCUAAGCUUACUAGGUGGGCCGCAGAGAUAGAUCAGUACGACUUUGAGCUCAAGCCUGUCAAAGGGAAGUACAACGUAGUCGCGGAUGCUCUGAGUAGAAGAGCUGAUUAUUUUGGGGCAAUAGUACAUUACCUCGAUAUAGGAAAGGAUCUGCAGCAGCAGGUUAGAGAAGCCUACGCGCAGGACCUAUCUAUGGUAACUGCUGCCGCGAACUAACAAGCUGGCGUGCCCCUCUGUGCUGCAUGUCGCUGGCGAAGGAACCAGCUAUGGCACCCAGCCUUGGGCACCGGCCCCGAUUAUAAUAAAAUUCCAAGGCGUUU